UGUAAACCUCCCACCUCUCAACCAACAAUCCACCCUCCACCAUCUCCCCUCUCAUACACUCUACACCGAUGAAAUCAUCAAACAAACCCCGCCUCUACAUCUCCCUCCACGCCCGCGGAGGGGGAAUCCGUCCCAAGAUGCCCGACAAAGAAGAUAUAUAUCACUGGUCCCUAACCAUCCUCCCCAAACACAAGCACCCCUCCCCAAAAACCAAACCUAUGAUCUUUGGAACAACCUUCCACGCGCGCGAACUCCCCACCCCCAUCUCCACCCCCAACACCACAGGGACAGGGAUGGUCUUCAAAUGAACCUUCGAAGAGCGCAGUACCACGCUCGACACGAUGGUUUUGGUAAGGGUACUUAUUGGGAAGGUGGUGGAUCGGGGACGGUUGGUUUAGAUACUCAGGGGGGUUCCGGUUCCUGUGGG
Aspergillus vadensis CBS 113365 is the source of this 427-nucleotide messenger RNA. RefSeq lists its product as uncharacterized. The transcript has 2 exons. NCBI's taxonomy places the organism in Eukaryota, Fungi, Ascomycota, Eurotiomycetes, Eurotiales, Aspergillaceae. The record is from RefSeq and is a predicted model, not a curated record. Bases 138 to 308 code for a protein of 56 amino acids.